AUGCAUCCGAGUUCGGGCUGCUUACCUCUGAGCAGACGACGACUGCAAGACACCGUCACUAUUCCCUCUGGCUGCUAUCGAGCUGCCUACAGCUCCGUCCACAAACGCGCUGAUCACGACGAGGCCUACGAGAAGAAGCAUGGACCAGAAAAGCUUCCUCUGCAAGCCUCCAUAUAUCGCGACUGA
Messenger RNA from Alternaria arborescens, 186 nucleotides. RefSeq lists its product as hypothetical. The record is from RefSeq and is a predicted model, not a curated record. The transcript has a single exon. Lineage: Eukaryota; Fungi; Ascomycota; Dothideomycetes; Pleosporales; Pleosporaceae. The coding region runs from base 1 to 186 and encodes 61 amino acids.